AGUGAGAAAUCAAGAAGAGAGGCAACUAAGAAGCACUAGCCAGGUGUGAAAGUACUAAUAUUUGAUACAUUUGGAACGACAGUCAAUUGGAGGUAUACUGUCUUGCGUGAACUCAAAAGAAAGGCGUCUGAACACGCCCAAAGGGAAGUGCUCAUGAAGGUCGACUGGUCUGGUUUCCUUGAAGAUUGGCGUAAUAAAUACAAAGAAGGCACAAAGAGACAUUCAGAAUACGUAGCAGAAUCUUUGGAGACAUUCGUAGAUGUCGACAGGAUACAUAGGGAAGCACUCGACAAUUUGACAGAAAAGUAUGCCAUAAGUGGUUUAUACACAUCCGCAGAGCUCGACGAACUGAAUCGCGUAUGGCAUAGAUUGGAAGCUUGGCCGGAUUCCUCACAUGGUCUCAAACAGUUACGCGAGCUAGGAUACAAAAUUGGGACACUCAGUGGUGCGACCACACACGCAUUGCACAGUAUGUCAGUCUAUGCGGAUCUCCCAUGGGAUUUCGCCUAUGGAUCUGACAUCCCACUCACCUACAAACCGAAUCCAGUUGCAUAUCGCGAAUGCGCGAAACGGAUUGGUGUGAAGCCGGAAGAAUGUGCCAUGGUAGCAGCUCAUACUGGUGAUUGUCAAGCUGCUAUGCGCACGGGUAUGCGUAGUGUCUACGUAGAGCGUCUAUGGGAGGAUGAACCCGUCAAUAGCGCUUCGUUUGACAUAUAUGUAAAUGGCGUAACGGAAAUAGAUGACAUUGAGCCAUCCAGUCGUCAAAUUGGUUUCGUAGAGCUUGCUAAUGUACUAUCAAAUUAAUUUUACACUUUCC
Molecule: messenger RNA, 817 nt
Organism: Wallemia mellicola CBS 633.66
Lineage: Eukaryota; Fungi; Basidiomycota; Wallemiomycetes; Wallemiales; Wallemiaceae
Product: HAD-like protein
Exons: 1
Coding region: 154-804 (216 amino acids)
Source: RefSeq, a predicted model, not a curated record